AUGGUGGGCGGGGCUCCGUCGCACGGACGUCUCUUGUUUAAAAUGUCUCCUUAACAACUGAGCUGGAGCCAAACAUUGGAAGUUUCCUCCGGACAAACGCGUCGAGUCGGGAUGGCGGGGACUGGCGAGGGGAAGAAAGAAGAGGCCGACUACAAGAGACUGCACAGCUUCCCUCUCAUCAGGCACACAGACAUGCCUGAGGAGAUGAGGGUGGAGACCAUGGAGCUGUGCGUCACCGCCUGUGAGAAGUUCGCCACCAACAACGAGAGCGCGGCGAAGAUGAUCAAGGAGUCCAUGGACAAGAAGUUCGGCAGCUCGUGGCACGUGGUGAUCGGGGAGGGCUUCGGCUUCGAGGUGACGCACGAGGUGAAGAACCUGCUCUACAUGUUCUUCGGGGGCAGCCUGGCCGUGUGUGUGUGGAAGUGCUCGUAGCGCCUCCCCGCCGCCGACGCAGCGACAAGCACCAGCCAGCGGCGAGCGCCAGUCCGCCGGGCCGCGUGGCCGACACAGACGGCCCCGGUCCACCUCGGUAGUUUGAGAGUAAAAAAGGGAAUUCUGGGUGACGAGCAGCUUCUGGAAUUCACGACUCCUUUUCGUCUUUGUUUCGAACCCUGAGCUCGUCUCGAGCGUGCGACUGAGUUCAACCGUUACAGAAAGCCCAACCAGCCAGGGUCUCCAAAGUCCUUCUAUCCUCAUUCCUCUGCAGGGAGCGCGUGUGUGCGUGACCGGGUUUCUAUACCAGUGUGUGCUGGACACGCACAGCUUUUCGGUUUGAACAGCAUUACCGGCGACGCCGAGCCGUCCUCGCCAUCCGUACCUUCUCACGCGUGUCUUUCUCUCUCCUACCGCACUAGUCUUUCAAUAAGAUUUGUAAUAUUUUUUAUGUGUACAUAUUUUGAUGCAACUUGAAGAGCUUCUUUUUAAAGACCAGUGUCAUCUUCUUACGACCGACGGCUCGGAUCCCGCCGGGCCGAGCGCCGGGCCCGGCCGAGCCGCCUCUCCUCCUCUGCUGAGGCGUUUGUAAUAACCCCUGAUACGAUCGCCCCUCUGGGCGACAAUAGCAAUGUGAUUGUUUCAUGUUGGCGCCAGUUUUAAUGCGACGGAGCAUCCUGUGUGAACUGACUUGAUUGUAAAAUAAACUGAUAUGUGGUUAUAAAGGAACGCAGACUCUGUGUGUG
Molecule: messenger RNA, 1178 nt
Organism: Salarias fasciatus (jewelled blenny)
Lineage: Eukaryota; Metazoa; Chordata; Actinopteri; Blenniiformes; Blenniidae
Product: dynein light chain 4, axonemal
Exons: 4
Coding region: 112-432 (106 amino acids)
Biological process (GO): microtubule-based process
Cellular component (GO): dynein complex
Source: RefSeq, a predicted model, not a curated record